AUGCAAAAUGCAUAUACUGCAACCCUGCAUGAACGAAUUCGAUCUUUUCUAUGCGGGCGCUUGGAUUUUGGCAUGGGUUUAGGUUUAGGUUUGGACCUGGGUAUAGAUCUGGGCAUGGAUAUCGGCAUCGGCAUCGGCAUCGGCAUCGGCAUUGACAUUGACAUUGAUAUUGACAUUGGCAUCAACACGGACACGGACACGGACACGGAUAAAGGCGCAAUAUCAUAUACUUUCCAGUUAUUCGGGUAUGACACUGGCUGCUGA
Messenger RNA from Penicillium manginii, 264 nucleotides. RefSeq lists its product as uncharacterized. The transcript has a single exon. The coding region runs from base 1 to 264 and encodes 87 amino acids. NCBI's taxonomy places the organism in Eukaryota, Fungi, Ascomycota, Eurotiomycetes, Eurotiales, Aspergillaceae. The record is from RefSeq and is a predicted model, not a curated record.